CCGGCUCCGGCUCCGGCUCCCUGCCGGGCGGCGGCCGCGAGGGUAGCGGACGAGGGCGAAGGCGGGGAGCCGCUGCCCCGGGAGGAGCCCGCCGCGAUGCUGGCCGACAGCCUGGUGGAGGAGUUCGAGCUGCGCGAGGAGGAGCCGUGGUACGAUCAGCAGGACCUGCAGGAAGAUUUGCAGCUUGCUGCUGAGCUUGGAAAGACAUUGCUGGAUCGUAACACAGAACUUGAAGAAUCUCUACAGCAGAUGCACAAGACCAAUCAGGAGCAAUUACAGGAAAUUGAGCACUUGACCAAGCAAGUGGAUCUCCUUCGGCACAUGAAUGAGCAGCAUGCGAAAGUGUAUGAGCAACUGGAUAUCACAGCAAGGGAACUGGAAGAGACUAAUCUAAAGCUUGUUUCAGACAGUAAGGCUUCUCAGCAUAAGAUUCUGAGUCUGACAGAGACUAUCGAAUGCCUACAAACCCAUGUUGAUGACCUCCAGAGGCAAGUGGAGGAGCUGAAGACGUCAAGCCGAAGCAAGGGAAGUCAGGAGAGAUGUGAGCUACCCAAGUCGACGCGCAGCUUUUCAUGCCUGAAGGAAUUAUAUGACCUACGCAAGCACUUUGUACACGACCACGUAUUUGCAGAAAAAAUCACCUCCAUGCAAAACCACCCAAGCCCCGAUGAGGAGGAAAAUGAGAACUUGAAAAAGACAGUGAUGACACUGCAGACCCAGUUGAGUUCGGAGCGGCAGAAGCGGGUGACCAUGGAAGAGGAGUAUGGGCUAGUGCUGAAAGAGAACUGUGAGCUGGAGCAGCAGCUGGGAACUGCAGAAGCUUACCGAGCCCGGGCCCUAGAGCUGGAGGCUGAAGUGGCCGAAAUGCGGCAGCUGCUACAGGCGGAGAAUCCGUUUGUGAAUGGUGUUGAGAAGCUGGUGCCCGAGUCGUUGUUCAUCUCCUUCAAAGAGCCUUUUGAGAGAGAGCCCGAUCAAAUCCUGCUUGAGGAGACUGGCCCAGCAGGGCCAGAGCUAGUAAAGAGGUCCCUGAAGCGCAGCAGUAGUGAAACGACCUUGAGCAGUGCAGCUGGAGGUGAUAUUGUCAAGGGCCACGAAGAGACUUGUAUCAGGAGGGCAGAGGUGGUGAAGCAGAGGGGAAUCUCUCUUCUGCAUGAAGUGGACGCCCAGUACAGUGCACUGAAAGUUAAGUAUGAAGAGCUGCUGAAGAAAUGCCAGCAGGAAGAGGAUACGAAGCACAAGGCAGUGCAGACCUCAAGGGGCCCCAACAAGGACCUGAGCGGGGCGAGCUCACGGGCUGAAUCGGCCUCCAGCAGCCUGGAACCCACUACUUCCACGAACCCCAUCGCUUCCCCCACCACCUCGGCUCCUCCGGAAUACAAAGCUCUCUUUAAAGAGAUUUUUAGUUGCAUUAAAAAAACGAAGGAAGAAAUAGAUGAAAAGAGAUCAAGAUACCAGUCUCUUUCCUCUCCUUCCUAACAGAUUUGUGUCUUUCUUCUUAUACUUUAAAAAAAAAAAACAAAAAAACCCAAAAAAAAACCAAACCACUCUCCUCUGCCUCAUCCCUGGAAGCAAGAGUUCACAGAUAGAUUCCCCUGCUGGGCAGUGGCCCCUGUAAAAUCCAAUAUUGCAUGUGCAAUUCCUUCCUGUUAAUUCUUCCCUCUUUGAGUAAGUAGAGCAAGGAGAGAUGGACCAGAGCACCUGCUGAGGAGUUAGCAAAAAGUCAGUGACAAACUGGCCUGCUUUGCUGACAAAGGCAGAGCUUAGAGGCUGGUGCACCAGUUUCUAGCUUCAAGGCAUAUGUACCUAUAGGGGAAGUUCUGAGGGUUAAACCCAAUUAUGGAUGAAGCAUUAACUUCACCAAGAGGACUUUAGGGUGGAUUAUGUUAGUUUCUGUGAGUCAGUUUGGGAGUUUAUUCUGGAGAGCAAGGACCUGGGCAUUAUUAGAAUAUUAGAAGUCCUCCAUUUAGCCUCUUGGUACCCAAAACUCUAGAAGGUAGAUGCAUUUGAUGUCUAUCCCAACUUGAAUGUUCCAAAAUUAGAGCACCUAGUUCCAGGUAGUAUACUGGAAAGUUUUGUCCAACCUUUCAUGGGCUGUGAACGUGAAGGGAGAAGUCUGUCAGCACAAAAUAGCUGGGGGUUGGAUGUCUGCAUUCCAGAGACUUUCCUUAAGGUGGCCUAGGAAAGGAAAGGAAAUAUCUAGUCUUAACCUUUCCAUGUGAGAGGAGAAGGAACUGCAGUCACUGCAGGGGAAGAGUCAUCAAGGAUGAGAUCAUGAGCAAGUUUUCCAUUGGGAAAAUUAUUUGCUAUGGUACUAAGUCUAUCUUAACCUGGAUUGGAGCUGGCUGGACAAACCAGAAGCUCUAGGUCAAGUCUUAUAAAAUUCUUGUAGAUGGUUUUUGUUUUUUUUUUUACUCUUUACAGAAGUUGUAAAAACUCAAAUUUUGUGUCUGCUUCUCUAUUAAACAGUAUUGUUUUUCUGCUGGUGGGCAGAAUACUCACACAGCAAUUGCAUACUAGUAAUUUAAAGCUAUUUAAAAAGAACUGGAGUUCUGAACUAUUAUGAAUAUUUUUCUAAAAACCAAAUAAAGCUACUUAUAGAAAUGAAAAGAGACCUGCAACUCACUUUUGUUUGAGCAACCACACAUCGAAGAGAGCAAGUGACAAUGCAGAAAACUGUAGGAAAUACAGAACUGGUUACUGAAGGAUAAAGCUUGAACUACUAUCUGACACAGGAUUCCUCUUGAUUCCUAUUGCCUUCAUGUUCUUUGCCAUCCAAGAACACUGUGCUGAGUUCAAGGACCUGGAAAACUCCUUUAAAGAGGCCUAGACUUUUGCUUAGGAAAGCCCUAAUGAGACCCUCAGAGCUUGGACUAAAGGAAGAUGGGAAAAAAUUCAAAAUUACUGCCUGACUUCUCUGCCCUUUAAGUGUAACUGCUAUAAGAGCAAAUUACGUCCACUUAGGUUUUGUCAUCAACAAAAUGGCACCACAGUGAUGCCAGAAUUAAUGUUAGCAUUUAUUUUUAAAAUACACAAAAUAUAGAUCUGUACAUCACAGACUGUGAUAACUACACUCACAUUGUCCAGUACUUACCUUACUUUAUUUGCAUAGUUAUGCAAACAGAUCAAAAGGAUAUAUGAAUUGAAUUCAUAUAAUUUAUACGCAAAUACUUUUUGCUAUGUUUCAUGUAAACAGUUAAGAAGAGGGUUGCUACAUUUAAGGUAAAAACUUCACAUGGCUGUAAAAACUCAAUAGUACAAUAGUUCAAUUUGGUUUGUUACAUGGAACUUGCAGAUACUUUACCAGAUAGAUAAUCCAGGACUAAGCAUCAGCUCCUAGGCAUUUAGAAAAAUAAAAACCUCGCUUUCUUGGUUUUGUAAACAAAACUUCAGAUUUGUUGGCUUUUAAAUUACAAAAUAAAAUAUUAAACCAUGA
Messenger RNA from Ornithorhynchus anatinus (platypus), 3433 nucleotides. RefSeq names its product cerebellar degeneration related protein 2 (gene CDR2). Lineage: Eukaryota; Metazoa; Chordata; Mammalia; Monotremata; Ornithorhynchidae. The record is from RefSeq and is a predicted model, not a curated record. The transcript is spliced from 6 exons. Bases 97 to 1476 code for a protein of 459 amino acids.